This is a messenger RNA of Tripterygium wilfordii, 947 nucleotides long. Its product is annotated as golgin candidate 2-like. Gene Ontology annotation, cellular component: Golgi membrane; Golgi cisterna. Gene Ontology annotation, biological process: Golgi organization; retrograde transport, vesicle recycling within Golgi. The record is from RefSeq and is a predicted model, not a curated record. The transcript has 2 exons. Lineage: Eukaryota; Viridiplantae; Streptophyta; Magnoliopsida; Celastrales; Celastraceae. The coding region runs from base 112 to 588 and encodes 158 amino acids.
UUUAGAAGUCUGAACAGGGGAACAUCUCUGUCGAAGUUGAAGUUCGCGCGACGAUCAGAACGAGAGCUACGACGCCGUUGAUCGACCACGGAGGGGAAUGCCCCUGCUACAAUGGAUGAUGACUUCGUUGAAGAAGAGGUUGCGAAAUCAUUUGAGGGAGAUGUAGAGAACGAAUCUGUUGAGGUACAACGACACAUCCAUGUUCUUCACCACAAAUUUGGUUUCGAAAGUAAAGAAAUGAUCAUAGAAUGGGCUAGGAAAACUGGGCGUUCGAAUGGCUCCAGAAGUUCUAGUUUUGAUAAUCUGAAUAGAGGUUCUUCAAUAAUUGAUGAGGGUUCCGAUUUCGAUACAGAUUCUGGUUUCGGUUCUACAUCUGACUCCGAAAGUGAACGUGGGAGGGAGCAAAGGAGGAUGUGGAGGGAGAAGAUCUUGGCUGAGAAAGCAGCUGGAAAGGCUGUGCAGGCCAUAAAAGAACGCGAAGAUAUGGUUGCUAGGUUGGAAGGUGAGAAGCAGAGCUUAGAGAAAAUACUUGAAGAACGAUCCAAACAACAAGCACAAGAGGUAAUACUGCAUGGGUAUAAAAGGUAAAAAAAAAUGUACUCUUUAGUAUGGGACAUAUUACCUGUACAUUAAUUAGUACAAGUAUUGGCACACAAGAAGUUAUGCAAGUUAUAAACUAAAGACCAACUACACCAUUUUCAUUUUGAAGAUAGAAGCCAAACUCGACCAUACCAGAUAGAAUCUAUCGUUUAUUUUUCAAACUUCAAGAUUCACUGAACUGCCUUUAUUUGGAUUUGUAGAGAGACUUGAACCGCCUUGACAUGUGGUCAGGUAGAUUAGUCUAUCUACCAACUCGAAAAGCUCAUCUUCUACUUUGCAUAUUGUGGCGUCAACAUCUCUUGGCUGGGCAUGAUAUGCUCUGUCUUUUGUUAUCAUUGAUGUGGCUC